Molecule: messenger RNA, 1567 nt
Organism: Betta splendens (Siamese fighting fish)
Lineage: Eukaryota; Metazoa; Chordata; Actinopteri; Anabantiformes; Osphronemidae
Gene: acat1
Product: acetyl-CoA acetyltransferase 1
Exons: 12
Coding region: 102-1364 (420 amino acids)
Biological process (GO): fatty acid beta-oxidation
Molecular function (GO): acetyl-CoA C-acetyltransferase activity
Source: RefSeq, a predicted model, not a curated record
CGUCAUGUGAACACACCUCCCAUUGUGAUUGGCUAACGGAUUUUCCUUUAGCUGCGUAGCUGAAGGAGAAGCGUUUCAUUAGCAGCAGCUGUCAGUCAGACAUGGCAACCAGUGGGCUUCUCACCAUGCGCGCUCAGGUCUGCAAACGCCUGGCUCACAAGAAUCUCUCAAGAACCUACACAUCUCGCCCCUCUCUCAAUGAAGUCGUCAUUGUUAGCGCAGUCCGCACUCCAGUGGGCUCCUUCAAAGGCAGCCUCGCAUCAGUACCAGCCACUAAACUGGGCUCAGUCGCCAUCAAAGGAGCCAUCGAUAAAGCAGGGAUUGCUCCUGAAGAAGUAAAAGAGGUCUACAUGGGUAAUGUGCUUCAAGCAGGAGAAGGACAGGCCCCCACGAGACAAGCCUUGCUUGGUGCAGGCUUACUCCUGAGCACUCCAGCAACAACCAUUAACAAAGUUUGUGCCUCUGGAAUGAAGUCCAUCAUGUUGGCAGCCCAGAGUCUCAUGUGUGGACACCAGGAUGUGAUGGUGGCAGGAGGUAUGGAGAGUAUGUCCAAUGUACCUUAUGUAAUGGCCAGAGAGACCCCAGCGUAUGGAGGAGUGAAGAUGGAAGAUCUAAUUGUCAAGGACGGACUCACUGAUGUCUACAACAAAUUCCACAUGGGAAACUGUGCAGAGAACACCGCCAAGAAGUACAAAAUCACCAGGGAGGAGCAGGACAGCUACGCGAUCAGUUCAUACAGCCGCAGUAAAGUGGCAUAUAUGUCUGGUGUGCUCGCCAAGGAGAUUAUACCAGUUAGCGUUCCCCAGAGAGGAAAAGCUGAUGUGGUCGUGUCUGAGGAUGAGGAGUGGAGGAGAGUAGAUUUUAGCAAAGUUUCCAAACUGAGGGCAGUUUUCCAGAAAGAAAAUGGAACAGUGACAGCAGCCAAUGCCAGCACACUGAAUGAUGGCGCUGCUGCUCUUGUUUUAAUGACAGCAGAUUCUGCAAAGAGACUUAACGUCACUCCAUUGGCGAGGAUUGUCUCUUUUGCUGAUGCUGCAGUUGCUCCCAUCGACUUCCCCAUUGCUCCUGCUUAUGCUGUGCCUAAGGUGCUGGAUGCAGCAGGGCUAAAGAAGGAUGACAUCACCAUGUGGGAGAUCAAUGAAGCUUUCAGCGUGGUUGUUUUGGCCAACAUCAAAAUGUUGGACAUUGACCCAGCAAAGGUUAACAUCAACGGUGGAGCAGUGUCAUUAGGACAUCCAAUUGGCAUGUCGGGCGCGAGAAUUGUGGGUCACAUGGCCCACAACCUGAAGUCAGGUGAGUACGGGCUGGCGGGCAUCUGCAACGGAGGUGGAGGAGCUUCAGCUGUUCUGAUCCAGAAGCUGUAGGAUAACCUUUACUUCCAAAAGUGAAGACGUGGAAACUCCAUUUAACUGAACCAUUGAUCUGUUACAACUGCAGUGCACAGUGGCCUUCAUACAGUAAAGUUAAACCAUCAUGACUCCAAUGUUCAACACUCCAUUGACAAGAAGUUGAAGUAAAAAGAUUGAUUGAGAUUGAUUUAUGAAAUUAAAUAAUUGAAGAAAUAGUA